AUCCUGAGUGUUUUCUUCGGGGCCUCUUGGGACCCUCCUGGGGGCAUCUUUCCAGCAGUUGCCCUUGGAAUGUGGUUCCCUCCUGAAGGGGAUCGGCGGGUUGAGGCAAGGCCUACGUCGUCCCAGUCCUCGCACAUGAGCACGUGGGAGAGCACGGCGCUGAGGCCGCAGCCGUGCAAAUGUGACCUCACGAAGUCUCAGCCCACUCAGGUUGCUGAUAUCGGUGGCGUUCGCUGCCGCUGCUCGGGUGUUGCUCCUUCGGCGAGUGGCGAAGGAGAUGGGUCUGGAGCUGCUGCUGCGGGUUGUGCCCGCCAGAUCCGAAAAGAGGCUGGUGGCGCUCCUGGCCGAGUCCUUCUCUGGAGUGCCUUCUGUCGAGCAGGACGCUGACGCCCUGGCGUCCGAGCUCUGGCUGGACGGCCUGCUGUACGCCGCCCCGCUCCGCGGGGAGCCCUUCAUCAGCUUCGAACGCCCGCCGCUGCCGACGCCCUUGGUGAUCCGCCAGGACGAAAGCGCCAAGGACCGCCUGGGGACCAGCGAGGACGCCACCGGCGGUCUGGUCUGGCCCUCCGCGCACGCCCUGUCGGCCCACCUAUGCGCGCGCCCCGAGCUCGUGCGUGGGCGCCGUGUGGUGGAGCUCGGCGCAGGCACCGGCCUCGUGGGCCUGGUGGCCGCGGCGCUCGGCGCCGAGGAGGUGGUGCUCACCGACCUGCCCUCGGCGCUGCCGCUGCUGCAGGACCCUCCCGAAUGUGACGCGGAACGCCAGCGCCUGUGGCGGCCGCGCGCGCACGGCGACGCUCAGCUGGGGCGCCGCAGGGGCGGAGGAUGUGCUGCGGAGCCUCGGUGGCCGCUGCCACGUGGUCAUCGGGUGCGAGAUCGUGUAUCAGCACGACGAGGUCACGUCUGCGGCCCUGGCAGAGACGAUGUCGCUGCUUGCGGGGGCAGACGGUAUCUGCCUCUUCGCGUACGAGUUUCGCGAAGGUCUGUUGGGAGACUUUGAGUUUUUCGACCGCGUGAACGAGCGAUUCAAUGUUGAAGUGGAGUCGCUUGCUCCCUAUGGGUUUGGAGCACAACAGAGAAGCGAUGACAUGGAUCGCUUACUGUACGUUUACCGGCCUACGAGUGUCGCCUAGCCGUGGCGCGACAGGAGGUGCCCGAUUGGAGCGCAGCACAGAGUCUCUCA
This is a messenger RNA of Prorocentrum cordatum, 1180 nucleotides long. Lineage: Eukaryota; Dinophyceae; Prorocentrales; Prorocentraceae. The record is from the annotation of a GenBank genome assembly.